This is a messenger RNA of Dentiscutata heterogama, 469 nucleotides long. The record is from the annotation of a GenBank genome assembly. NCBI's taxonomy places the organism in Eukaryota, Fungi, Glomeromycota, Glomeromycetes, Diversisporales, Gigasporaceae.
GAAUCAAAGUAGCUUUUCAACUUCCACAUUACCAACAACUCUUGUAAUAACAAUUAAAGACCUAAAGCAAAUAUCAACAGUUCAAGAAUAUGUAUCAUACUUCAGAAAUCUGCUAAGGCUAAUAGAAAAAAUGUAUAAAGCUAAUAAGGUGAUAUAUUUUACAGAAGGACUAAAAGGAGCUACAAAAGUAGAAGUCAACUAUUGGGCCUCUGAAAUAUUAGAUAAUGUAGUGAAACUUGCUAUCAGUUAUAAUACAGCAAUGUAUGAGUCUUUUGAAACUUAUAAAGAACAAGAGCUCACACCAAUGGAAUUGGAUAAAACAGAAAUUAAAAAUAAUAAACAGAAAGGUUUUUUAAGAACAAAUAAAAACAAAAUAUUAAUAAAAGAACAAAAACAAAUUUACAAAAAGAAUAGUCAGUACUCUGUAUGUAGUAAAAAGGAUAUUGGGCAAGAGAUUGUUAAAAUAAGA